Molecule: messenger RNA, 1227 nt
Organism: Phragmites australis (common reed)
Lineage: Eukaryota; Viridiplantae; Streptophyta; Magnoliopsida; Poales; Poaceae
Product: vesicle-associated membrane protein 727-like
Exons: 6
Coding region: 142-870 (242 amino acids)
Biological process (GO): vesicle-mediated transport
Cellular component (GO): membrane
Source: RefSeq, a predicted model, not a curated record
AAAGGGCAGAGGCUUCCCCAAACACAAAAAGAGCUACUUCCAUCCAUUCGGAUUCCGCCGCGGGAAGGAAGGAGACGAAGCAAACCCUUCUCCAAGGGUUUCUGAUAGUAGCGUUGGUGGUGGCGGGCGAUUCCGGGCGCCAUGAACGGCAGCAGCAAGGAGGCGCUGAUAUACAGCUUCGUGGCCAAGGGCUCCGUGGUGCUGGCGGAGCACACCGCCUUCUCCGGCAACUUCAGCACCGUCGCCGUCCAGUGCCUCCAGAAGCUUCCCCCCAACAGCACCAGAUCCACCUACUCCUGCGACGGACACACCUUCAACUUCCUCGUUGACCGCGGCUUCGUGUUCCUUGUGGUCGCCGAUGAGGCGGCCGGGAGGAGCGUGCCGUUCGUGUUCCUGGAGAAGGUUAGGGAGGACUUCAUGCAGCGGUAUGGGUCCAGCAUCGACGAGGAGGGGCAGCACCCGCUUGCUGAUGAUGCGGAUGAGGACGACUUUCUACUCGAAGAUCGGUUCAGCGUCGCCUACAAUCUCGACCGCGAGUUCGGGCCGAGGUUGAAGGAUCAUAUGCAGUACUGUGUUAAUCAUCCGGAAGAAAUUAACAAGCUCUCCAAGGUGAAAGCACACCUGUCGGAGGUCAAAGGGAUUAUGAUGGACAACGUUGAGAAGAUAUUGGAUCGUGGUGAGAAGAUUGAUCUUUUGGUGGGCAAGACAGAAACCUUACAAUCACAGGCUGACAGCUUCCACAGGCAUGGCAGAGAGCUCAGGCGAAAGAUGUGGCUUCAGAAUCUGAGGUUUAAGCUGAUGGUGGGUGGAGGCAUCGCGGCUCUGAUUCUCAUCCUUUGGCUGAUGGUCUGCAGGGGAUUCAAAUGCUAAUGCAUCCAAAGUCACUGUUCACUUUUUUCAAGCGUUGUAUAUGUGUUUACGGUGUCGCGUGCACAGAGUGACCACCAAAUCAUGUUUUCAAGGCGCUUCAAGUACCGCUGUCUGGUGUUGGGCCUUAAUUUCCUGUGGUCCUUCUCAUGUCUCAUAUGAUAAUGUUACGAACCUGGAGUAGUUAUGACCUUAUUAUCUGUACAUCCCAAAAUGCUAGCUCUUAUUAUUUGGACUCUGGAGAAGGGGAUCUUCUGUACUGGUGCUGUACUCGAUAAUCCUUGUAAAUGGAGAACGCCCUGUGGUGCGGUCUCCAGCUAUGUUUCCCCCAAUCAUCCAAGAUUCACUUGUGCAUCUGCG